CCAAAACACUAGAGAAAAUUUACAUCAGGCAUCUGUUUGUUUGCUAAUCCAGUCGCAAAGCGGAAGAUUACCCCGUUCGAUCCUGGUCCACCGCUCACGCAAGCUGAUAAUUUCUGGGAUAGCUUAACUACAGCAAAGGUGACCAAUACGCCAGACAGAAUGGAGCCCAAAAAAGGAAAUAAUAUCAACAUUUAACCCGAGCUCUGGUGAUAUUUUUGCAUUAGCGACAACGGAAUUUCGAGUUUGUGCAACAGUGGACAAAACCAGCGCAAUAGUGGCGAAACGACGACCUACGAAAAUGGCCCUGAAUGGAUUUUUGGAGUUUUUCCAGCGGGAGAAAACCUUUCGUCCAAAGAAACGCUUCACGCAGGGGACGAUUCGCUACUCGUUGCACAAGCAGGCUAAUGCUAGUCUCCAGUCUGGGAUUAAUCUGAAAGAGGUGGUUAAAUUACCUCAAGGAGAAAACAUGAACGAUUGGCUCGCAGUGCAUGUGGUGGAUUUCUUCAACCGUAUCAAUCUCAUCUACGGCACUAUAUCGGAGUACUGUAACGAAACAACUUGCAAAACAAUGAGCGGUGGUGCCAAGUAUGAAUACCUCUGGGCGGACGGUGAAACCUACAAAAAGCCCAUACAACUACCCGCACCUCGGUACAUCGAGCUGCUUAUGGAUUGGGUGGAAAACCAGAUAAAUAACGAACACCUCUUCCCCGUGUCGACGGAUGUGCCAUUCCCAAAGACGUUUCCAAGUUUAUGCAAAAAAAUCCUCACCAGGUUGUUUCGAGUGUUUGUGCAUGUCUACAUCCAUCACUUCGAUCGGAUUUUCAGUAUUGGCGCGGAAGCGCACGUGAACACAUGCUACAAGCAUUUCUACUACUUCGUUGCUGAGUUCGAUCUGAUGUCAGCGAAAGAGUUGGAACCGCUUGCGGUCAUGACGGCGCAGAUGUGUAAAGACUAAAGGAGACGAUUCGCUUUAAAAGGGCCAAACACGCAGAUGAAGAUGUCUCCACGAGCAUACAAGCCAACCAUGCUUGGUCCAUACAAAAGUUGUCAAGUGGCAAGCAAGCAAACAAACCUACGGACAAGUUGUUUGACUAUGCAUACUUGUGAAAAAGGGGAAGAGAAAAAUGGAAAAAGCAAACAAAAAAUAUCUUAAACAAAUGGCGGUGAAUAACAAAAGCUGGUCGUGUUUUUCGCUUUUUAAUAAAACCGAAUGACUGUUCGAUGAAG
Molecule: messenger RNA, 1227 nt
Organism: Anopheles coustani
Lineage: Eukaryota; Metazoa; Arthropoda; Insecta; Diptera; Culicidae
Gene: Mob3
Product: MOB kinase activator-like 3
Exons: 3
Coding region: 299-955 (218 amino acids)
Biological process (GO): positive regulation of protein phosphorylation; signal transduction
Cellular component (GO): cytoplasm; nucleus
Molecular function (GO): protein kinase activator activity
Source: RefSeq, a predicted model, not a curated record